Adineta steineri is the source of this 1953-nucleotide messenger RNA. The record is from the annotation of a GenBank genome assembly. Lineage: Eukaryota; Metazoa; Rotifera; Eurotatoria; Adinetida; Adinetidae.
AUGGCGACAUCCACUGGUGUUCGAAAACCACAUUCCUCAUGUAAAAAAUUUUGUAAUAAAUUUCGUAGUGAUACAUCACCUGAUCCAUCGCGUUUAUCAAUUCGUAUAAAUGAUACAAAUACAUAUGAAAAUACACCAUCACCAUCAUCAGUUGCAUCGACAAGUACAAUUGAACAAUCAUUAAAAGAUCGUCAUCGGAUAUUAUCAUCAACUUUAAAAAAUGAUCUUUCACAUAUGCCGAAUAAACGUCGAUCUCGUUUUGAAAGACUUUUUCAUCAUACACAAUUAGUUAAUAAACAAUAUAUGAUUACAAUGACAAAUAUAUUAUAUAGAAUGCAGAGGGAAAUUCAUAAAUUAAAACGACGUACACAUCGUGUUGAACAUUCUGUUGUUAAAAAUACGAAACCUGCUCAACCAGUCAUUCGUAUUCCUCGUUUGACAAAAGAUCAACUUUCAACAAUUUAUAUCUAUGAUGAUGAAGAGGAGGAGGAGGAGGAGGAAAAAGUUUUAGAAGAGAAUGAAACUAUUCCGGAUAUUAAUAAUAAUAAUGAUGACAAUAAUAUAGAACAUAUAAAAUCUAAAUCAACAAAAGCUCUUAAACGUUUAAAAAAUAAACAUAAAACUACUUCAAAAGAUUCGUUACCAUUACCGAAAAAAUUUGGGCCAUCUGUUUGGGUAAAUAAUCGACAAAAACCUAUUGAUCCAACUAAAUAUUGUUCAAUAUGCAAUCAUGAAUAUUCAAGACGAUCAAAUUUCUUAGUACAUAUUAGAAAUAUUCAUAAAGGAAAACUACCACCAUUAGUAGAUGAACAAGAUCAAUCUUUAUUGGAAAUGAAUGAAGAAAAUCAUGAGAAAAGUGAUCAUGAAGAUAGUAAUGAUCCUCAAGAUAAUAUAAUACGUGAUCAAUCAGUUGUUGUAUUUGAUGAUGAUACCGAACCAUUACAAACUUUAAAUAAACAAUGGAAUAUAGAUCAGGAUGAACAAAUAACAAAAAAAUCUUCAAAACGUAAUAAAGCUAAAUGUAAUAUUUGCAAUAAACGUUAUCGUACAGAUUAUCUUUCAAAACAUAAAAGACUUGCUCAUCCUGAACAACAAAUCUUAGCAGCUUUAAAUGAAAUAAACAAUAAUUCCGGUCAAAAAAAAUCUAUUUCUGAUAAAUCAAAUGAUGAAUUUUCUUUAUCAAAAGAAAAUUCUACAUUAACCGAUGAAUCAAGUCUAAGAAAUGUUAUUACACCAGCAACAAUUACAAUCGCUGAAAUGGAUACCGAUGAUGUGCCAAUUCUGUUUCGCACUGAUCCUAAUCGGCCAAUUGUUAUUGCUGUUACAUGUCUUGAAGCUUAUCAAAUAGAAUUUGUUGAUAAAUUUUUGGAAAAAUAUCCAUCUGCUUGUCAAACAACAUCCAUUGAUUCUCGAACAACACAUUUAAUAACAAAUGAUGAACAUAAUCCAUUACGUUCACCAUUAUCAAUGAAAUUAAUUGAAGCUAUUGCACAUCAUUGCUAUUGUGUAUCAUACCGUUGGAUUCAAGAUUCUGUUAAAUGUGAUCGUCUUAUGGAUGAAUCACCUUAUGAAAUUGAAGGUGAUGAUACGGAUGUUCAUCCACAUGGUGGUCCGCAUCGUUCACGUUUAAUAUCAAAACGUCAUUCACUUUUUCAAAAUAUUUGUUUUAUGAUAAAAUGUACAGAAAAUUCUGAUAUACAAAUGACAAAUGAACGUUUAGAAGAUUUAAUAACAACAUGUGGUGGUCAAAUAAUAACAUGUGUAACACAACGUUUACUUGAUAAAUAUCAAAUUAUUGUUCUAUGUGAUAUGUUAUAUGUUUCUGAAAGACGUAAUAAUUAUGAUCAAUGCCGUUCAUUAGGAAUACAUUUUGUAUCAUCUGAUUGGGUGCUUGAAUCAAUUCUUGAAUAUCGUCGAAAACCAUUUUCUUUAUUCGAAGAAGUACCAUUGUGA